CAAAAGUGUUUUUAAACUACGAACUAUCGCAGACCAUAAACCUCGGAUUACAAUACGACCUUGAUGUGUUUUAUUCACUAAUACGGCGCUAUUCACAACUUGCUUGAAAUUCCGUAAAUAUUCCGAGUAUUUUAUAUGGUACCUCCGUCAAAACGUAAGGUACUUAAUAGACAGAAACCUAAACCUAUCAUAAAGUUACUGCGUUCUCGUGAGUUAGGUACAGGUCAAUACAUUGAUACCGGUCAGAUACCUGAGUCUUCAUCAAAGUUUCCAUUUGUGUGGCAAAGACGCAGUCUUAAUCCCGGUUAUAGAAAUAAAAUCUUUGCUUGUCAGUGGAUUACAAAUAAUCAUGUUGUCUACGGCACGAAAUGUAACAAUUUGGUUUUAUACGACUGUACCUCAAAUGAGAGCUUUGAUAUUCCUCUAAUAAAACCAGCCAUUUCAUAUGCCAAUCAAAACAAUCCUUGUUCUUGUGGUAUUCAUUCCAUUCAACUGAACACGUCGAAAACAUUCCUAGCUACAGGUGGAGAUAAUGUCAACCAUGUCGGGGUUUACAGACUGUCAGAAUUUUCUCCUCACUGCUUACUGUGCGACUGCCACAACGAUUGGGUUUUCGACUUGAGGUGGCUAGAUGAUACCUGUUUAGCCUCUUGUUCGCGAGAUUCAUCAUUAGCCUUAUGGCGUAUUCCGUCUUUCACUGAAUACAUUCCUAAGAAUGACAACAGGAUACACCACAGUGUCGACGCUUUAUCUGAUUCAUCUGUAUUUCAUAUCCGACGCCCUAUUGCAUACACUGUAUCUUCUACACCUGAUGAUCGUUUUCGUGCUUUAGAGUAUCUUCCGAUUCAGACGAGCCUUGCAGUUGUGUCAAUGUCGCGUCGCUUAUACUUAUACGAUGCUGUUCGUAUGGGUUUGGAUAAACGAACACGUCCAUUUUACACUUUAGUUUUGAGAGAUGCUUAUCAGGAAGCUGUCGCUCUUCGCCGUUGGCCAUCUGAACCGAAUUGUAUAGCACUUGCAACUCAUCAUUGUGUACUUUUGUUCGAUAUUCGGUGUUCUACAGCCAAGGUUGGAGCUGCGGCACGCUGUAUACUACCUCCUUUAGAUGUAUCGGGUGUUAGAUCGUUGAACUUUGCCGAAUCAAUUCUGUCUUAUGGCACUUCCAGUGGUCAAGUACAUUUUUAUGACCUUAGAAGUGAUAAUCAUUUACCAAUACAAUUAGACGUUGGCCCUGGUUGGUUGAAACCGCAAACAUGUGAUGAAUUUGAAGUACCAUCUGUUGUCUCUUCAGUUGGUUCUAUUUCCAGGUCGGUUCCACAACCUCAGGCAACAGUUCCAAGUUCUAACUGGAAUGUGCCUUCCCCACCACCUUCUCCCGCACAUCCAGCUCUUUUGCCACGUCCUUUAAAUACUGUUCGUCCUUCACAACUUCGAUCUGAAGUCAUUAACAAUGUGCGUGUUCGUUUGGACAGAAUUCAACAUCUUUUGUCGAAUUUACGUAGUCGGCGUAGUAUGUCAUUGGCUGCAGCUUUAAAUACAUAUCCAGUUGUCGAUAGAUCAGCGUUUAACUUGUCGAAUUAUGCUAAUCGUCAAAAUGAUACAAGUCAAGCAAAUAUCACUACAGAGGAUGGUAAUGAUUCUUCAUUAUCUGAAUCAUACUUCCCAAUCGAUGAUGACCUCCAGUCAACUACAAAUACUGAAACUGCAACGCUGAAUUCUAUGGACAGUACUAAUCAAAAUUCUAGUGAAUCAAAUGAAAUCAACUCCCCUUCUACUCAUGUAGUAAUGCCACGUUUACAAAUUCGUGAUCCAAAUUUAGGACCUAUUUUUUUAGGCAUGAAUUAUUUUGCCAAUAUACAUUCGGAUUUUGUAUCGUUUCCUACAUUUUUCAAUCAACGUCGAAUGUUGGCUGUCUAUACGCAUGAAUAUGAUCCGUCAGGUACACGUUUGUUCACAGCAGGUGGUCCAAUCGCUUCUACAUUUCAUGGGAAUGUUGCUGCCUUAUGGGAGUAGUAAAUUGUGUAUUUUACUAGUGUACUAGUGUCUACUCUAUUAGUCAUUGUUUUUAUCUUAUCUAUCAUCAAUGGUACGCGUGUACACAUGUUCGUACAUAAUUUCAAUUUUUAUUGACCAUUAUUAGAAUGUCUACUUACUACUACUACUACUACUUAUACAAUGUAUUUCUCUUUUACUUUUACUUUUCAUUGUUACAGAUUUCUCUCCUUACUUGUGUUUCUUCAAAUUUAUGCUUUUAUCUAUUUUUUUUUCUGUUUAUAUAUUUUCUGCUUCACUUGCUCACACACACAAAAUAAAUGUAUUAAUUAUUAUCAUUUAUUGUGGUAGGUUACAAUUUUUUUUAUUAUUUGAAUGUUUUCUAUGCUCUGUCUACUACUACUACUACUAGUUGUAGUGUUUUGUUCAUACUUCUGUGAUUUCAACUUCAACUUAAACACAGUAUUUUGAAUUUUUGCAUUCAAAGCCAAGCUAAGCUAAGCUCACCUUGUGUUGAUACUUUUCCUAGGUUUUUCCUUUUUUUUUUUAAAAAAAAAAUAUUCCUAUUUUGAAUUUCAAAUUAAUUGCAAUGUUUAUAUUAUAAAUGAUUGCCAAAAUAGUGUGUGAACUCAAGAUUUUUUCUUUUUUUUCAUUUCAUUACCUGUUGUUUACCUAUAAUGUUUGCAUCAUUCUAGAAAUAAGUAAGGUGGUGAAUUUUAUUUUGCAAAGUUUCCUUAUAUAUACAUAUGCAAUACAAUACAACAAAUACAAAAUCAAAAUUCUUCUGUAUAUAUUUAUGUACAUACUACUUUUUUCGAUUGAUGAUAAAUAAAUCAUUAUUUUUCUCUUGUUCAUUUUAUAUUACUGUUUGUUUAUAUGAAAACUGUGUUUUUCCGUUGAAAUUCAAC
Messenger RNA from Schistosoma turkestanicum, 2900 nucleotides. The record is from the annotation of a GenBank genome assembly. NCBI's taxonomy places the organism in Eukaryota, Metazoa, Platyhelminthes, Trematoda, Strigeidida, Schistosomatidae.